Molecule: messenger RNA, 1387 nt
Organism: Diaporthe batatas
Lineage: Eukaryota; Fungi; Ascomycota; Sordariomycetes; Diaporthales; Diaporthaceae
Exons: 3
Coding region: 169-1287 (372 amino acids)
Molecular function (GO): 6-phosphogluconolactonase activity; protein binding
Source: RefSeq, a predicted model, not a curated record
UCACGCAGUGACCAGAAAGGGGGGCCAUUGAUCUGUGGCAGGAACAUUUAUGACCAACUUGAAGCAGUCUUUUCUGAUCGACCGGCUUUUUGUGCACAGGUGUAUCCGAUCUUUCUUUACAUUGUAUUAUUGACCACACUCUUUUGUCGAAGCCUCUAUCCCGUCAUCAUGCGUAGUGCUUCCGCAGUCACUUUCGCAGCAUUUGCUGCGCGUGCUCUCGCUGCUUCCCACACCCUUUUUGCUGGUUUCUUUACUGGCACCAAUCUGGUGCGACUCGAGUUUGACGACUCUACCAACGCGUUGACCCUCGUCGAGAAUAUCACGGCUCCGGGCACAAGCAGCCAGAAAUGGAUCGCCCUCGACUCACGGAAGAAGAACCUCUAUGUGGCCACCACUGGCUACUUACAGAGUUACACAAUCGAAGAUGAUCUAAGUCUCACUUACACGAGCAAUGUCUCCCUGUCCUCCAACUGUACCAAUGCCAACUACAUAUCGGUGUCCAGCGUGUCCCCGUAUACCGUCUUUGGUGUCCCGUUCAGUACGGGGUGUUCCAGUCUGGCCAUUUCUGUUGACGACUCCGGCGCCCUGAAAAGCCUGAUGGCCACCGUAGAUUACGAUCCUGGCUCCGGCGCCCACGGUAGUGACAUCAGCCCGGAUGGCGACUUCUUCUAUUCUGCUGAUUACACGGGCAGCGGCGUGUGGACUCACGCCGUUGAUGAGACGGCCGGUACGGUCGAAGAGAUCCAGCAUCUGUACACUGAGGACGGCAGUGAACCCAGGCAUAUGACUAUCCACCCUAAUGGGAAAUGGGUUUAUGUUGUGUAUGAGGGACCUAGCUCGAUUGCUGUGUACAGCCGGGACAACAGCACUGGGAUGUUGUCCUUCACCAACACCACUUAUUCACUGCUGCCUGAUGGAUUUACCAACGCCUCUUCCUACUGGGCCGAUGAGGUACUUGUCUCGACCAAGGACUCCACCUCGCCCAAGUACCUCUACGCCGCCACCCGGUCGCGAACGAAAGACAUCCCCGGCUACGUCUCCGCCUUCUCGCUGGAUGCCGACACGGGCGCCAUCACGGAGCAGCUCUUCCUCCUGCCAACAACCAACAGUGGCGGCCCCUCGAACUCUGUCGGGCCCGCAGGGUUCAGCGAGGAGUACUUUGUAAUCCCCGACGCAGCGGCCAACUUCCUCGAGGUCUGGAAGAUGGCGGAUGAUGCGUCCAGCGCGGCUGCGGUUGCCCACUUGGAUUUACAGAGCGGUCCUGCCAAUGCUGUUUGGUACAGCUAAACGGCCAUGCUGACAAGGGCUUCCGAAACGCAGGCACGGGUCCACACGUGUCAACUGAGGCCGUGAUGAAAAUAGUGCAAUACACUCGUGAUUUCUGUCA